AUGCCCUCCGCGAAACUAGCCUUGAAGUUUGCUGUUCGAGUCACUCGAAAACAAUUCAAAAGUCCAUGUAUUACAGAAGAAGGUGUGACUCCAAGUAUUAAUUUGCAUAAAACAAACUUAGAUGUUGAAACGUGGGCAUUCGAUGUGAGAAGCGUUAUGCGUCUGCGGGGCAGAAAAACUUAG
Messenger RNA from Clunio marinus, 183 nucleotides. Lineage: Eukaryota; Metazoa; Arthropoda; Insecta; Diptera; Chironomidae. The record is from the annotation of a GenBank genome assembly.